CGCUAGGGCUUGGCUUGAGCUUGCCGGGUAAAGAUUUUUGUUUCUGCCUGUUUUGGUUUUUGUUUGUGAGUCUGACUGACUUCGUUGUCUGUGGAACAAUUUUCGACCAUUUAUCUGAGUCCUGAAAUGCGCCACUUUGUGGCGUGGUGAUAGCCAAUUUUGUGUCGCUUCUUUCACCUGGCCCGCAGGUGUUGCGACGGCGACAGUUUGAAAGGAGAAUGGCAGAAUUAUUUGCCAUCACCACAAGCUGAGAACGUUGAAAUAUUUAGUAAUUAGUGCUGUUAGUCAAUCCUUGAUCCACGGAGAUGGCAUCUCCAUCUGAUCGCGCUGCUGUCUCGGCGAAGCGGCGUACAACUCAGCUAGAAGGCCUGUAUCUUGAUGCAAAGCGCUGUAAACCUGAGGAGGCUCUCAGUGUUGAUGGGCUGUUGGACGCAUUAUUGGUGCUUCAUGAUGAGUGUAGUGGUUCGACGCUGCGAAAAGACAAGAACAUCGAGAAUUUCGUGUCCAGAACAUCAGAAUGUGUCACCAAGGUGAAGAACUUACGAAUGCGCAAAGAGGAUUUCGAGACUCUGCGUGUGAUUGGCAAGGGUGCUUUUGGCCAGGUGCAACUUGUCCGACUCAAAGAGACAAGCAAUAUUUAUGCGAUGAAGAUCCUUAAUAAGUGGGACAUGUUGAAACGGCAAGAGACGGCAUGCUUUCGUGAAGAGCGUGAUGUUCUCGUAUAUGGUGACUCGCGCUGGCUGACGCAGCUGCAUUUUGCCUUUCAAGAUGUCAACUAUUUGUAUUUGGUCAUGGAGUAUUACAUUGGCGGUGACCUGCUAACCUUGCUUAGUCGCUUCGAUGACCGUCUGGACGAGCAGAUGGCCAAGUUCUACUUUGCUGAAAUGAUCCUGGCAAUAAACUGUGUUCACGAGCUGGGUUAUCUGCAUCGAGAUAUCAAGCCGGACAACCUGCUGCUGGAUCGACACGGCCAUCUGCAUUUGGCCGACUUUGGAUCGUGCCUGCGACUGGACGAGAACGGCAUGGUCAGCUCGCCGGUGGCCGUCGGCACACCUGACUACAUAUCGCCGGAGAUCCUCCGCGCCAUGGAGGACGGCAAGGGGAACUACGGUGUGGAGUGUGACUGGUGGUCGUUUGGCAUUGUCGCGUAUGAAGUGCUCAUCGGUGAGACGCCAUUCUAUGCCGAGUCACUUGUUGAGACCUAUGGCAAGAUCAUGAACUACAAGACUCAAUUUGCGUUUCCUGAGGAUGUUGGCACGGACGAAGCUUCGGAAACAGUGCGUAAUCUUAUCCACAGGCUUAUCUGUGAUAAGAAGGAGCGACUUGGUAACUCUGGUGUAAAGGACUUCAAAGCGCAUCCGUUCUUUGAAGGCGUUGACUGGGACAAGAUCCAUCUCAGCCGGCCGCCAUACGUUCCAGAAGUCGAGGACGAUGCCGAUACAUCACACUUUGACGAAAUAGAAGUCAGUGACGGUCUGGAAGCUCUGGAUGCACAGCCUAACAAGACUGUUGCUGCUUUCACCGGCCAUCACUUACCGUUCGUUGGAUUCACCUACAUACAGAACUCGCGACUCAGUGACAAGCAUGUCAGCCCUCUCAAUGAUGGUGCUAGCGAUGGUCAGGUUGAAGUUGCAGCUCCUGUUGAGACUGCCGAGCGAGGGAUGAUCGACCGCAGUGCUGAGAUCGAUGCACUACAUAAGGAAAUCCAGGACCUGCAGGCUCAGGUUGAGGAAGCCAACAGAGAAAUGGAGGAGGCCGAGCGACUAAACGAACAACGGCAGUUGGAGCAACGCGAGUACGCUGAUGACACCGACCAUCGGAUCACUGUAGCUGAACAGACUGUAAAGAAGCUCAGUCAGGAAUCGGAGCGUCUUCAGUCAGAGCUGCGGGAGAGCCAGGACUCCGUCUCCUCGUUACGCACUGAACUGAAAGAAAACCAGCAGCAGCGGCGUGCGCUGAGUGUGGAGCUCAAUGAGAUCAGUGACCGGUUGAACCAGGUCAAAUCGCAGAAAACCAAGCUGAGUAGAAUCAUCCACGAGCGUGAAGAAGACCUAGAAAAGCUUGCGUCGAAGCUGGACAAUGUGAAGGCAGACAAGAGUGCGCUGGAUAAGAAGCGAAGAGAACUUGUCACCGAGCUUGAGGAGGCGGAAGCCAACCUUGCCAAGGAGAAGAACGCUCGAGCUAAGGCGGAACAGUCUCUGCAGGCUCUGCUGAACAAAGAGAUCAAAGCCGCCAAGUCUACCAACUCGGAGAAGACAGAGAAUGAGCUUGCUCGGGUGCGCUCAGACCUGGAUAAGUCUCGAUCUGAUUAUGAGGAGGCGCUUGAGGAGCUUCGAUCAAAGCAUGGCAGCGAAGCAUCUAAGCAGCGCGAAGAGAUUGUACGCUUGGAAGAAGUCAACCGUGACCUUACGCAGGAGGCUGCUGAGCUUCAGAACAAGAUGUUGCAGGCGCAAAAGGAGGCACAGAUUGAGCUUGAUGAGAAGCUCGCCGUCGUCUCCAGCAAGCUGGAGGGUGAGAAGACCACGUUACUGCAGGACAAUGACGAGCUGAAAGGAGAGAUGGAGAAGCUCACGCAAUCCCUGGAGCGCAGCAUUGCCUAUCAGCAGCAGCUGGAGAAGGAGCGUGAUGAAGCUGAGCAGAAGAAGGAGCAGGAUUCCGUGUCUCACUGGGAGACACAGAUAUCCGAGAUCGUCCAGUGGGUGAAUGAUGAGCGUGAUGCACGGGGCUAUCUUCAAGCUUUGGCGCGCAAGAUGACCGAGGAGUUAGAUUCUGUCAAGCAGGCCAACAGCUCGGCACGAGACUGGCAGAUGCGCAAGUCAGUGCGUCAGAACAAGCAGGAAAUCCUCACGCUCCAGGCCAGUUUGCAGACUGAAGUGGCGGCCAAGGAGCAAUUGGACGCCGAAGUCACCAAGCUCAAGUCGCACCUGGAGGCUUACGAGCAGAAACUUGCUGCAGCGGAUGCCAACACCAAGGAACUGCUGACUGAGAAUGAGCGAAUGGCUGCCACGAUGGAGGCGAUAAAGCAGCAGAACUCUGUCUCUGGCCACACGCACAGCACGAUUGCAGAGGGCAACCGCCGUACGUCGUAUCCAAGUGAUGCUGGCUUCCCACACGUGGAGAAUAUCACGUACUCUGAGAUGAACGCAGACCAAGCUGCCAUCAGUGUGAACACGCCUUCCACCAGCUCCACUGCCUCUGCUGGCAAAUCAGUGGCCCGAGUCAGUUCAGAUGCACAUUCCACGUCAUCGACAUCGACCACGCCGAGCACUAGCCGUGCGCCCAAUCCAUCGCCAUCGCGAGAGCCAAGCACUCACUCAACCAACAGUUCUUCAUCCGACGUGUCUGCGCCGGUGCACGCGCCUCUCCGUGGCCAUGUCAAGACCCUGGCUGCUGAGUUCUCCAAUCACGAGUCCAGAAGUAACUCUGUUUCGUCCCAUGACAGACCCCGAACGAAUAAGGACAAGAACCAUCGCUUCACGGUCAAGACGUUCUCUGUGCCCACAAAGUGUCAACAUUGCACAUCGGUUAUGAUUGGUUUGGUUCGCCAAGGCAUGGUCUGUGACUCUUGCAAGUUCUCUGUGCACACUCACUGCGCACAGCAGGUGGAGCUGGAGUGUCCCGUGUCGCAGGAGCUACUCAUGAAAGCCCCACGAGGCAUGGACCCGGAGCGGGGCAUUGGAACGGUGUGUGAAGGCUGGGUCAAGGUGCCAAAGCCGGGUGGCGUCAAGCGUGGCUGGACGCGCCACUACGCCGUGGUGUGCGACCUGAAGGUGUUCCUGUACGAGUUUGCCACGGACCGCGCGUCUGGCACGAGUAUCGCGCACGUGUUUGACAUCAGGGAUCCAAACUUCUCAGUGUCUUCCGUUCAAGAGUCGGAUGUGAUCCAUGCACCACCCCGCCUCAUCCCUUCCAUCUUCAAGAUCUCUGUGACGGCCCACUCCACGUCGGAUGGUACAGUCCUGGCACACGUGCUGGUGCUGACCGACACUGAAGGGACCAAGAAAUACUGGCUGAACAUCUUGCAAGAGCUAAUGCGAGUGCUCAAGGCGCAGAAGUCGCUCGGCGGCCCGACGCGCUUCGGCUGCACGCAGCUGUACACGGCGCAGCAAGUCGACCACAUGAGAGUUGUACACGCCGCUGACAUCAUCGAUCAUAAUCACAUUGUUCUUGCAGUUGAGGAGGGCCUGUACUUAGUGGAAACUCCAGAAGCAACCAUGAUCCAGGUGGGAGAGAAGAGAGCCAUAGCUGUGGAGGUGAUGCAUAAAGUCAUGGUCAUUGCCGCUAUAACCGGUCGUAACCAUCACCUACGUCUCUAUGGACUAGCAGCAUUGGAGGGCGCUGACCCGGAGAAUGCAGCAGUGAAGGUCGACGGCACUCGUGGAUGCGUACUGAUGACGACUGGCUUUGUGACUGCCACGUCCACGGCAUACGUUGCUGUUGCUGUCAAGCGCAAGAUUCUUGUCUAUGAAGUUGUUGCAGAGACGAAGACGAAAGCAACGAAAAUCAAGGAGAUCAAUGUUGCCUCCACCAUUCACACUUUGACUGGAUGCGACGGGCACUUGGCUGUAGGCUCGUCCAACGACUUCACUCUCUAUUCCGUGACCGAAGGAGAAACGGCAGCCAUCGCUUUAAUUGACCGUGAAGACCCCGGUUUGUCGUUUGUGAUCGCUAACCCCGGCGCUCUGCAGUGCAUUGCCUGCAUCGAGUUGACGCCAGGUGCAGAGUACUUGCUCUGUUUCAACAUGGUCGGUGUGUUUGUCAGCGGCAAUGGCUGCCGAUCACGCUCCUACGACCUGAACUGGCCAUCCAGUCCACAGUCCAUUGCAUUCCAGUCACCACACCUGCUAGUGUGCACAGUCACGUCUGUAGAGGUGUAUGACACGCGUACCGGUGAUUGGAUGCAGUCAUCUCCACUCAAGCGUUGCUCCGUGCUGAACAGAUUUGGCUCUCUGAUGUGGUGCCUGGGCAUGGACCCACCUCGUAUCCUGCACUUCCAAGAGGAGCGUGAUGACAUGGAAGUCAACUGGCCACCACCAAGGCAUGUAACUCUGCUUUCGCAGAAGAAGCGCAAGAUUCAAGUGAAGUUCAAUAUCUCCACUGAUGAGAGAGUGCCAACCUUGAGUACCCACAUUGAUGCUCCUGCGCAUCGUGAUCGCACUAACGCCGAAACCUGGCAUGGCGAAGAAGAGGGGGCGGCAGCGUUGACCUAUGGUAUGGCUCGUGCUGACAAUGAACUGAACACCAACCUGUAAGUGAUGGACACGCUGAGUGGAAGUAGCGCCGCUGUUGCUUCCAAUUAUGUACACACAUCUGGCCUGCUCUGCUGCACAACGACAAGCCCUGCUGUUGCAACUACUGAUACUACUACUGAAGGUAAUGGUGAUGACAUAGAAUGUAAUCUCAGACCAGGCAUUGCAAUACGGUUGCAGGCAGGCCAUGAGCCCGUGUGUCCAGGACCGAGACUGGAACAAUGACACUCGUAUUCGUACUAUUCUCCUACUUUCUCAACCCUUUCGGCCCUGCCCAUUUCCCUUGUAUAUUGCUAAUUAUUACUUUCUUACCUUGCACCAUCUGUGCCACUGCCUGUUAUUUUUUUAGAGGGCAGCUGUGCAUUUCUCGAAUUUGGCUUUGUGAAUAGUGCAAUCACAGGUUCGCUAGCAGUAUUUUCACUUUCCUCACCUUGGCAGUCGCAUUGGAAUGAUGCCCAGUUUCAACUUCUAACCUCCCACCAACUGUCAAACUUUUUAAUAUUUUCACAUUUUCAGUUCGUCACUUUUCAUCGAACAUCAAAGCUGCUAGUUUUUUUUUACAUUUGCAUUAUGUUGUCAGUGUUUUUAAACUUGUUGUUGCCACUGGGAUUUUUUCAAACUUCACACACAUAUGUAGAUCUAUUUUUAGUUGCUGUAAAGGUUGCCUUUUCAUUUGUUUACUGUUGUCACUCUGACUACUUAUCUAUCUUGCCAACAACUACUGUGUACUCUAUAUACGUGUAGGCUGAACUAAUGGUUGUUUUCAUGCAUCCCUCAUGCACCUCUUGUGUCCGUGGCAAACUUACUCUCAGACUGA
This is a messenger RNA of Sycon ciliatum, 6066 nucleotides long. RefSeq names its product serine/threonine-protein kinase MRCK beta-like. The transcript has 44 exons. Lineage: Eukaryota; Metazoa; Porifera; Calcarea; Leucosolenida; Sycettidae. Gene Ontology annotation, cellular component: cytoplasm; cytoskeleton. Gene Ontology annotation, molecular function: protein serine/threonine kinase activity; ATP binding. The record is from RefSeq and is a predicted model, not a curated record. Gene Ontology annotation, biological process: peptidyl-threonine phosphorylation; actomyosin structure organization. The coding region runs from base 306 to 5252 and encodes 1648 amino acids.